Cephus cinctus (wheat stem sawfly) is the source of this 3631-nucleotide messenger RNA. Its product is annotated as pyridoxal-dependent decarboxylase domain-containing protein 1. Gene Ontology annotation, biological process: carboxylic acid metabolic process. The transcript is spliced from 10 exons. Bases 25 to 2481 code for a protein of 818 amino acids. Gene Ontology annotation, cellular component: intracellular membrane-bounded organelle. The record is from RefSeq and is a predicted model, not a curated record. Gene Ontology annotation, molecular function: pyridoxal phosphate binding; carbon-carbon lyase activity. Lineage: Eukaryota; Metazoa; Arthropoda; Insecta; Hymenoptera; Cephidae.
UAUGGUUCGGUAGUAGAUUAUAGAAUGCGGGGAGGUGUGGCAGAUGGUAAGGGACGCUCCUGCGCCACGACUACUGCCACGAUGGCCGAGGAAUCUGAUACAAACGGUGAAGCAGCGAUGGAAAACAUAGCGCAAAAUAUCCUGGAGGUCAGUGCCGGAGAUGGGUCUGCAGAGAACGAAGUAGGUGCACUUGAAUUUCAAGCAUCGCAGGUUAUCUCGCGGCUUGAGGAAGCUGUUGAGAGGGCUGCUGAUGGAGGUGGCACUACCUGGAAUAACCCUUCGGGAUUUUUAUCUCAUCCAAAGAAUCCUGAAGAAAUUUUGGCCUUGAUUCAGGACUUAGUAAUUCAUGAAGAUGCACCACAGUCUCUGGAAGAUGGUUCUAAUGAAACAGCACCCAGUCAAAUGACAGCGGUACCUCUCCUGACAGAUGCAGCUAAGCUUUCCUUGAUUGCACACUCUGUUUCUGCUUAUGCUGUCGCACUUCCUAGAUCGCAUACUCAGAGGUUAGCAGGUCGACUUGCUGCAGAUACAACUAGAUGGCUCAGUCAUAUAUUCAGAUUUGUUGACUGUGCAUCCUCUUUCCAUGAGGACCAUCUAGAGGGAUUGGUGCGUGUAGCCAGGUUGGCUUUACACAGAAAGUAUCCUAGAUAUAUUGAAGAAGGUUUCACUGCACUUACAUCAUCUCCACCACUUAUAUAUAGCUCAGUUGCAGCACCACUUGGCGUAGUGCAACAUUUAUGCAGACAGCUUUCGUUACCAUUGCAUUGUGUUAGACCGGUUCCACAGAAUACAAUGUUUGGAUCCAGGCAUAGCAUGGAUAUUUCAGCUCUAGAACGUCGACUUGCAGAAGACAGUCAGUCAAAUAGUGUCACACCACUCUUAGUCCUCGCAGAAGCUGGGUCGGUUCUAACAGGGCACUGUGACAACAUCACAAGACUUCGUGAAAUUUGUGACAAGUAUAAUGUCUGGUUACAUCUUCGAGGACAUUCAUUGGCUGCAUUAACAUUAAAUAAUUCUACCAAGGAUUUGCCUUCAAAAAUAGCAGAUAGCAUAACACUGCCUCUUGGUGUCUGGUUAGGUAUACCAUCUUUACCAGUAGUUACACUCUAUAGGUUAACGGACACAAAAGGAGGUCGACCUACCCCAAGAGACACUACUCUGUCAUUAGUGUCUGGUUUAAUGGCAGAUUCAUUAUCUAGACGGUUGCCAACACUGCCAUUGUGGGCUGCAUUGCAGGCUCUAGGACGCGAUGGCAUACAAGACAGAUUCAAACAAUGCUUUUUAGCUGUGGAAGAGCUUUACAAUAAAAUAAAAAAGUUUUCUUGCAUCAAACUUCUGAGUCAAACUCCUGGUGGUGAAAAUGGGUCCUACACCAUUAACGACCUUUUAACAAAUCCUAUGAGCAACCCUCAGGUAUUUGAAAUUGUAGCAAGUGCCCUAGUGUUUCAAUUUAUACCAGCUGAUCGGGACCCUCAAACCAUUGAACGGGUUCCGCCUUAUUAUGACAAACUCAAUUCCUGGCUGGGUCAGAUACUCCAAAGGGACAUUGAAAGUAUGCAGAUAGAGCUAUGUGAAAUCGAACAGCAUGGUGUAGCGAUACGAAUAUGUCCUCUAGAGAACCCUGAGAAGCCACCUACUUCCGAAGACAUUGACAAUCUCAUUGCCAGUUUAGAGCAGCAAAUAGAAAUAUUACUAGCUACAGUGGAGCACAAAGAAACUUUCGUACGGUUAGUGUCCGAGAAUGAUUCUCUACAUUUGGUGGAUAUGCCAAGAUGGGCAGGUCUAGGUGGAGUGCGUUACGCUCCGCCAACCUGGGUGCAUGUAAUGACUGAUCAGGCCAAAGAGGAGCUUAAUAGAUUAAAUACCCAACUGGUGGAAGCUUUGAGAAGUACGGAUGCUGCAUUUUCUUUGGGAGAAGGUGCUGAUGGGUUGGCAUGUGUUCGAUUUGGAAUGGUUACGCAGGACACAGAUGUGCCAGAGCUACUGUCCUUGGUACUGCAAGUGGGUCAGGAAGUAGAAGCCAGUUCAAAGUUACUUGACACAAUGUCGGAAGUCGUAAAACGAGGUAUAGAAGCAGCCCAAACGGACCUAGAGCGUGAGAAUGCUGAGAAACUCUGGCAGGAAGGGAUACUAAGGCAUGUACCGGUGGUGGGUUCACUGGUGAACUGGUGGAGUCCACCUUCUAAGGAAGGUGGUGUUCGUGGCCGUAGUUUGAACUUGCAAGCCGGUGUGGUAGAAAGUACAGAAAACAUUUACAAGUACCACAUGCAAUUGCAACCAAAUUCCACAAGUAGUAAUGGUUCCGGUGCCAGAACACCACCACAACCAUUGGUCCAAACUCCAGUGGGUGCAGGAAGUCAGAGCCAUAGCCGAUCCUCGAGUCAUUCCAGUUUACAAAGUGGAAAGAGUAUGGCAGUGGGAACGAGUAUUGCCACUCUAAAGCCCCUGGUUAAAGAGGAGACUGGAGAGGUCACGUCGUAGUGUGACCUCUUUUCAAUAAUUAUUGUCUUCGGGAAUAUCCGAGAAAAGUAUUUACCGUCGAUUCAGCUUCCUUCGGUAGCUUGAUUCGAGUUAGGCAAACGUUUUUCUUGAGGGUCGAGGAAUUACAAUUAAAUGCUCUUCUUUUGGGUGAACAGAUCCUGAGUAAUGCCGGCACUACUCAGUGAACUCCUAAACUCAAUUGAGAGAAUCAUCGAUGGUGACAAAGUGAGCUUAGGACGAUUCAAUUUCCUGUGCCAAUGAACACCAAAGUGCAGUGCUCAUUGAUUGUUUCCCUUAAAUAUAUGAUUACACAGAGGUACUUAGGUGAGUUCCAUUUAAAGUUAUGAUCUCGCCAACAUGAAAUAAUAUUAAGUCUGUCAAGCACAAUAGAGAUCAACUUGGAACGAGAAAAAUUCUCUUACGACAAAUCCACCAUAUGAAUGCUAAAUAAACGCGCGGGAGUCAACUUUUCACCUUAAUCUUAGAAUAAUACACCACGAGAACAUUAAGAAGAUAAAGAAAAUAAAUAAAGAAGGAAUACCUGUUGAACUUUCACGCUAUUAUUCAAGAGCACAAGGUAUAUGAUGCUUCAAUAAUAAUGAUAUGUGAUAAAGAAAUAUGAUGCGACAAGUGAUUUUGCUUCAAGUAUUAAGAAUGACAUUGUCAGAAGGAACGAGUAAACGAGAAAUUAGAAUUUCAUUCGAAUUCCGAUUUGCUAACGGAACCGAUUAAAUAAUUGCUAACUAGAAAAAGAAAAAAUUUAUCCCGUCAACAAAGAGAACUACGUUUAGUCUUUUCCAUCUUUUGUUGCUUUUGCGACAUGGAAACAAAAUUACGUCACUAUUCGUCCUUAAGACUUACCCAGUUAUAUUUCAUAUUGGCUUGUUAAAAGUCAAAACUAUUUCUACGUUAGUCGCACGUAUUUUGUGAAUUUCAAAAACGUGUCCUAGUAAUAAAAGAAAAAUUAAUUAUAGUUUUAACAAAUUUUAAUUAACGUUUACGUCGCUUGCGAUAAUUCACAGAAACACAAACACACACACACACAUUGUUGACAGGAACCUAAGAGUAAGGUAAAUUAAGCUCGUAUGUAUAUUUAUGUACCGAACUGUUGUAAUAAAGUAUUGCUACCGAAUAAAAAAGAGAAAGGAUA